Tachyglossus aculeatus (Australian echidna) is the source of this 4647-nucleotide messenger RNA. RefSeq names its product dual oxidase 2 (gene DUOX2). Gene Ontology annotation, molecular function: superoxide-generating NAD(P)H oxidase activity; heme binding; peroxidase activity. The transcript has 33 exons. The record is from RefSeq and is a predicted model, not a curated record. Gene Ontology annotation, biological process: defense response; superoxide anion generation; response to oxidative stress. Gene Ontology annotation, cellular component: NADPH oxidase complex; plasma membrane. The coding region runs from base 1 to 4647 and encodes 1548 amino acids. Lineage: Eukaryota; Metazoa; Chordata; Mammalia; Monotremata; Tachyglossidae.
AUGCUCCGCGGGGGACCAGGGGUGCUGAUGCUGGCGUUGGCAGGCGGGCUGCUGAGCCUCAGCCGGGGCCUGGCGAGCGACCAGGCCCCAGCCCCGAGGUGGGAGGUGCAGCGCUUCGACGGCUGGUACAACAACCUGCGACACCACGAGCGGGGAAAAGCGGGCUCCAGGCUGCAGCGCCUGGUCCCCGCCAACUACGCGGAUGGCGUCUACCAGGCCCUGGGGGAGCCGCUCCUGCCCAACCCCCGCAACCUCAGCCUCACGGUCACGCGGGGCCCCUCCGGCCAGCCCUCGCUCCGCAACCGCACCGUGCUGGGGGUCUUCUUCGGUUACCACGUGCUGUCGGAGGUGGUGAGCGUGGAGCAGCCCGGCUGCCCCGCCGAAUUCCUCAACAUUCCCAUCCCGGCCGGGGACCCCGUGUUUGACCCCGACGGCAGCGGGGAUGUGGUGCUGCCCUUCCAGCGGAGCCAGUGGGACCCGGACACCGGCCAGAGUCCCAGCAACCCCCGCGACCAGGUGAACGAGGUGACCGGCUGGCUGGACGGCAGCGCUAUCUACGGCUCCUCGCACUCCUGGAGCGACGCCCUGAGGAGCUUCUCUGGGGGCCAGCUGGCGGCCGGGCCGGACCCGGACUUCCCCAGGGACACGCAAGGACCCCUCCUCAUGUGGACAGCCCCCGACCCCUCCACGGGCCAGCGCGGGCCGCGGGGCAUCUAUGCCUUUGGGGCCAAAAGGGGGAACGAGGACCUGUUCCUGCAGGCGCUCGGCCUCCUCUGGUUCCGCUACCACAACUGGUGGGCAGAGCGGCUGGCACGCGACCACCCUCAGUGGGGGGACGAGGACCUGUUCCAGCAUGCCCGCAAGAGGGUCAUCGCCACUUACCAGAACAUCGCUCUGUAUGAGUGGCUGCCCAGCUUCCUGCAGAAAAGCCCACCCCCAUAUGGAGGGUACCGGCCGUUUCUGGAUCCCAGUAUUUCCCCCGAGUUCCUGGCAGCUGCGACUCAGUUCUCCUCCACCAUGGUGCCCUCGGGGGUCUACAUGAGAAACGUCAGCUGCCAUUUCCAGGAAGUCACCAACCAGGACGGGAGCGUCUCUCCAGCCCUGCGUGUCUGCAACAGCUUCUGGAGCCGACAGAACCCCAACCUGCCCAGUGCCAAGGCCGUGGAUGCGCUGCUGCUGGGCAUGUCCUCCCAGAUCGCCGAGCGCGAGGACAACAUCGUGGUUGAGGAUCUGAGAGAUUACUGGCCUGGCCCUGAGAAGUUCUCCCGCACAGACUACGUGGCCAGCAGCAUCCAGCGAGGCCGUGACCUGGGGCUGCCCAGCUACAAUCAGGCCCUGGAAGCCAUGGGGUUGAAGACUCUCACCUCCUGGAAAGACUUCAACUCCAAUGUGGACCCCGAGGUCCUGAAUGCCACGCUUGCCCUGUACGGCCACGACCUGUCCCGGCUGGAGCUGCUGCCCGGGGGCCUGCUGGAGAGCCAGGGCGACCCCGGGCCCCUCUUCAGUGCCAUCGUCCUUGACCAGUUUGUGCGGCUGCGGGACGGGGACCGCUACUGGUUUGAGAACAUAAGGAACGGGCUGUUCUCCGAGGCACAGAUUGCCGAGAUCAGGAACACAUCCCUUCACGACGUCCUCGUGGCAGUCACCGGCGUGGAUCCCGGAGCCCUGCAACCCAACGUCUUCUUCUGGCACGAGGGUGACCCUUGCCCACAGCCUCAGCAGCUCACCAACGCGACCCAAUCUCCGUGCACGCCCCUCACGGUGUUCGACUACUUCGAGGGGAGCGGCCCUGGUUUUGGAAUCACCAUCGUGGCCCUCUGCUGUCUCCCGUUAGUGAGCUUGCUCAUCGCCUGGGUAGUGGCCCGUUUCCGCAGCCGGGAGUUCCGGAAACUGCAGGAGGAGAGGAAGCUGAGCGUGAAGAAGGAGCUUUCCUCAGAUGAGGUGCCAGCCCUGGAGUGGCCCGGCCCGGGCCUGGGGACCUACCCCGUGUACCUGCAGUUCCUCCCGGAGCUCUGCCUGCGCGUGCUGGAUGAGCGGCUGGCCGUGCUCCGGUCCGUCCAGCUCCGGCUGCCCCAGCAGCUCAACCUCAUCCAGUCCAACAACCGGGGUUGCCGGACCCUGCUGCUCAAGAUCCCCAAGGAAUACGACCUGGUGCUGAUGUUUAACUCGGAGACGGACCGGGGCAUCUUCCUCCGGCAUGUACAAGGCUACUGCGAGCGCUGGGGCCUGCACCACCAGCUGCAGGAGAUGCGGGAGCAGGAGCUGCUGCAGACCGCCGUCUCCAAGCAGCAGCGCGGCAUCCUCCUGGAGACCUUCUUCAGGCACCUGUUCGCUCAGGUGUUGGACAUUGACCAGGCGGACGCGGGGGUCCUGCCCCAGGACUCGUCGCAGAAGGUGAGGGAGGCGCUGGCCUGCGAGCUGAGCCGGGCCGAGUUCGCCGAGUCUCUGGGCCUCAAGCCCCAGGACAUGUUUGUGGAGUCCAUGUUCUCUCUGGCCGACAAGGACGGCAACGGCUACAUCUCCUUCCGCGAGUUCUUGGACAUCCUGGCGGUCUUCAUGAAAGGCUCCCCGGAAGAGAAGUCCCGGCUCAUGUUCCGGAUGUACGAUUUUGAUGGGAACGGACUCAUCUCCAAGGAUGAGUUCAUCCGGAUGCUGAGGUCCUUCAUCGAGAUCUCCAAUAACUGCCUGUCCAAGGCUCAGCUGGCGGAGGUGGUGGAGUCCAUGUUCCGGGAGUCCGGCUUCCAGGACCGGACGGAGCUGACCUGGGAGAAUUUCCACUUCAUGCUGCGUGACCACGACAGCGCACUCCGCUUCACCAAGCUCUGCAUCAAAGGUGUCAGGAGGUCGGGGGCUGGAGGUGAUCCUGACAUCUUCAGGCAGAACAUUAACAACCGCAUCUCCUUCCUCACCCACAGAAGGCUUGGAAGCACUGCCCCCACCGAGGAGGACCUCCUGCCGUCCAAGGGCCUGGAGACUGGUGGUUCUGAGCUCAGGAAGAGGUUUGGCAAAAAGCCUCCACUUCCACGGCUGUACACCGAGGCACGGCGGGAGAAACUGCAUCGUGGCCGCCUACACCAGCGACUCCAGCAGUUCAAGCGCUUUGUGGAGAACUACAGGCGUCACAUCGUCUGUGUGGCCAUCUUCUCCGCCAUCUGCUGUGGCCUGUUUGUUGAGCGAGCUUACUACUACGCGUUCGCCUCGCCAUCCUCGGGUAUCGCCGACACAACGUUCGUGGGCAUCAUCCUGUCGCGGGGCACGGCGGCCAGCGUGUCCUUCAUGUUCUCCUACAUCCUGCUCACCAUGUGCCGCAACCUCAUCACCUUCCUGCGCGAGACCUUCUUAAACCUCUACGUGCCCUUCGACGCCGCCGUCGACUUCCACCGCUGGAUCGCCAUGGCGGCCGUCGUGCUGGCUAUCCUACACAGUGCUGGCCACGUGGUCAACGUGUACAUCUUCUCCGUCAGCCCACUCAGUCUGCUGGCCUGUAUCUUCCCCAACGUCUUCUUCAACGACGGGUCCCAGCUGCCCCAGAAGUUCUACUGGUGGUUCUUCCAAACCGUCCCAGGUAUGACCGGGGUGCUCCUGCUCGUUGUCCUCGCCAUCAUGUACGUCUUCGCCUCCCGCCACUUCCGUCGCCGCAGCUUCCGGGGCUUCUGGCUGACCCACCACCUCUACAUCCUGCUCUACGUCCUGCUCAUCAUCCACGGCAGCUACGCCCUGAUCCAGCAGCCGCGUUUCUACAUCUACUUCCUGGUCCCUGCGCUUAUCUACAGUGGGGACAAGUUGGUGAGCCUGAGCCGGAAGAAGGUGGAGAUUGGCGUGGUGAAGGCCGAGCUGCUGCCCUCGGGUGUGACCCAUCUACAGUUCCAGCGCCCCCAGGACUUUGAGUACAAAUCCGGGCAGUGGGUGCGGAUCGCCUGCCUGGAGCUGGGCACCACGGAGUACCACCCCUUCACGCUGACCUCCGCCCCCCACGAGGACACACUCAGCCUGCACAUCCGCGCCGCGGGGCCCUGGACCACCCGCCUGCGGGAGAUCUACACUCCGCCCCAGGGGGUCGAUCGUGCCAGAUACCCCAAGCUCUACCUGGACGGGCCGUUCGGAGAGGGCCACCAGGAGUGGCACAAAUUUGAGGUGUCAGUGCUGGUUGGCGGGGGCAUCGGGGUCACCCCCUUCGCCUCCAUCCUCAAAGACCUGGUCUUCAAGUCAUCAGUCAGAAACCAAAUGCUCUGUAAGAAGAUCUACUUUAUCUGGGUGACGCGGACGCAGAAGCAGUUCGAGUGGCUGGCCGACAUCAUCCGCGAGGUGGAGGAGAACGACCGGCAGGAGCUGGUGUCCAUCCACAUCUACAUCACCCAGCUGGCCGAGAAGUUCGACCUCAGGACCACCAUGCUGUACAUCUGUGAGCGCCACUUCCAGAAGGUGCUGAACAGAAGCCUGUUUACGGGCCUCCGCUCCGUCACCCACUUCGGCCGCCCGCCUUUUGACCGCUUCUUCAGCUCCCUACAAGAAGUUCACCCUCAGGUGCCGAAGAUCGGGGUGUUCAGCUGUGGCCCCCCCGGCAUGACCAAGAACGUGGAGAAGGCCUGUCGGCUCAUCAACCGGCAGGAUCAAGCCCACUUCGUGCACCACUACGAGAAUUUCUGA